AUGAAGCAUAAUUGGUAUAAGGUCGUUAAAGUUAGUAAUGAAUUCGUUGUCAAGUUCGGUCCUACUAUCGAAGGGCUGAAUAUGCUCUUUGUCCAGAAUCUACGAAAAAUCAGGGUCCCCCGAGUUUACGCAGUUUACAACGAUCCCAAGACGUCGAUGAAAUCAUAUUGUCAUGGAAUUCAUCGAAGGCUGCACCCUGGAUGCCCAAUGGGCAUAUUUGUCUCAAUGCCAGAAAUCCGAGAUUUCGAUGAUCCUUAA
Paracoccidioides brasiliensis Pb18 is the source of this 258-nucleotide messenger RNA. RefSeq lists its product as uncharacterized. The coding region runs from base 1 to 258 and encodes 85 amino acids. The transcript has a single exon. The record is from RefSeq and is a predicted model, not a curated record.